AUAUGUAUAAAUAGGAGUCCUCGUACAACAUAUUAUUCAUCCAAUACAAAGAGAAAAUUUCUCAAUCUUAUUUUCAUUUUGUCAUGGUAUCAAAGCAGAUUUAAUUGCCCUCAGUUCUUCUUUAUUUUCUGUAGUUUUCUUGCUUUAUUAUUGUUGUUAUGUCCAGUUCUAGUCAAGUUAUAGAUACGAUAGCUGGAACCACCUCUCUUGGUAAAGCUACUCUGUCUGCUGGAUCUGUUACAACUAAUGUAGUAGAUUCGGCUCAUCCUUACUAUCUUCAUCCCUCGGAUUAUACAGGGAUGAAUCUUGUUUCUGCUGUUUUCGAUGGGAGAGGAUAUGGGGACUGGAGAAGAGCAGUUGUUAUAACUCUCUCAGCCAAAAAUAAGCUAGGAUUUAUUGAUGAAUCCUUAGUUACUCCCUCUCUUGAUUCUAGAUUGCUAAUGGCUUGGACUCAUUGUAAUGAUAUGGUCUUGUCAUGGCUUCUUAAUUCUCUCUCUAAAGAAAUAGGUGAAAGUGUCUUAUACUCCAACAGUGCAAAAGACCUGUGGAAAGACCUGGAAGACAGGUUUGGUCAGACAAAUGGAGCUAAAUUAUUUCAACUUCAAAAAGAAUUAAGUGUUGUAACUCAAGCUAACACAAGUGUCUCUACUUAUUUCACCAAAAUGAAAAGUUUGAAGGAUGAACUAGAUGCUUUGAAUGCCUUUUCUGCUUGUGUGUUUAAUUGUGACUAUGGAGCAAAAGCUAAAAAUGUUAAAGCUCAUCAAGAUAAAAGACUCCUACAAUUUCUAAUGGGUUUGAAUGACAUAUUUAUUGGUGUUCGAAGCAAUAUCCUACUCACGUCUCCCUUACCAUCUAUUGGACAAGCAUACUCUUUGGUAAUUCAGGAUGAGAAGCAAAGAGAAAUACAUGCUUCUCCUACCUAUUCAGGCGAAUCUGCCUCUUUUUUGGUUGCUAAUCAAGGACAAGGACCAGGAUAUUUUAGGAGAUACUCUGAUAAGAGGCAGAAAAGCUAUGAUAACAAGAGAAAUACACCUAUCUGUGCUUACUACAAGAAGUGGGUCACAGUAUUGACCAAUGCUAUAAGUUAAAAGGAUUUCCACCUGAUUUUAAGUUUACAAAAUCAAAAAGAGUGCAGGGUCGAGUUCAGGUGAAUAAUGCUUUCACAAAUGAUGAAUCUAAGACAGAGGGGGAGUCAGGGCUCCUACAACUACUUCUGCAGGUUAAGAUGGGACAAUAAGGAGCAAAUAUUUCUGAUGCCUUUCCAAAUGUGAACUGUGCUAUUAUAACCAAGUUCUUUAACUCUCCUGCCUUUUUUGUUCAUACUAACUCUCAGUCUUAGAUUCUAGAUAGUAGUGCUAGUGAACACAUGAUUUUCAAUCAAAAAUUUCUUUUCAAUUUCAAAGCUCUACCUAAGCCUGUGAUGGUUAAUUUGCCUAACUCUACUAAAGUUAAAGUUACUCAUUCUGGAUCUGUCACUAUUCUCCCCAAUCUAGUUUUACAUCUUGUUUUAUAUGUUCCUUCUUUUGAAUUUAAUCUCUUAUCUGUGCAUAAAUUGUGCAUUCAACUUAAUCAAGUUGUUUUGUUUACACCUACUUCUUGUUUUCUACAGGGCACAGGGCCCGCUGGAGAUUGGUAAAGGACACAGGGGACUCUACUUUCUCAAGUCAAAGCUUCCAACAAUCAAGCCUAGAAAUGUUCCUAAGUUUAGCAAUAGUUUUAUUUCCAGUACUAGUUCUUGUAAGGCUUUUAAAGCUCUUGUUUCGGCUUCUAAAGCUCCUAGUUCAAUUUCUUGUUUCUGUCUUUUUAAUUCCAAUGUAAAAGAAGAGUUGCGGCACUACAGAUUAGGCCACAUGCCUUUAAGCAAUAUGAAGAAUAUUUCUACUA
Lycium ferocissimum is the source of this 1884-nucleotide messenger RNA. RefSeq lists its product as uncharacterized. The coding region runs from base 159 to 1088 and encodes 309 amino acids. The record is from RefSeq and is a predicted model, not a curated record. The transcript has 2 exons. NCBI's taxonomy places the organism in Eukaryota, Viridiplantae, Streptophyta, Magnoliopsida, Solanales, Solanaceae.